Anopheles coluzzii is the source of this 3929-nucleotide messenger RNA. Its product is annotated as dynein regulatory complex protein 11. The coding region runs from base 1046 to 3928 and encodes 960 amino acids. The record is from RefSeq and is a predicted model, not a curated record. Gene Ontology annotation, molecular function: ATP binding; ATP hydrolysis activity. Lineage: Eukaryota; Metazoa; Arthropoda; Insecta; Diptera; Culicidae. The transcript is spliced from 2 exons.
AUGGUCCUAGAACUUCCGGUAGUGGAACUGAUCCUAAACCCAUACUGGUCCUUGAACUGAUUAAGAUUCCACAUCUUCUUCUUCUUCUUUGGCUCAACAACCGAUGUCGGUCAAGGCCUGCCUGUACCCUCUUGUGGGCUUGGCUUUCAGUGACUAAUUGAUUCCUCCCCAUAGCAGGAUAGUCAAUCCUACGUAUGGCGGCGCGGUCUAUUUGGGGAAUGAACCCAUGACGGGCAUGUUGUUAAGUCGUACGAGUUGACGACUGUACUACGAGACCGGCUCAUUCCACAUCAGUCCUGGAAAAGAUCCUGACUCCGGGCCCUGAUACUUACUUACUUACUUAUCCGGCGCUUUGCGGUCUUGGCCUUGUCGUGAUUUUCCAUUAUUUUUAUAUUUUUCUAUUUAUUUCUUUUCAAUGAUUUUUCUAGAUUCAACAUAAGCAACUUUCCUCUUGUAAAUCCAUUACUAAAUUGAUCUAACUUGCAUCGCCAUUUUUUCCAUUGUACCUGUGCCUGUGUCUACUAGAUUGCUUUUCUCAAUAGUUUCGACCAUCUUAUUGUCUAUGCCGGCAAUUCGUUUUGACCUCUUCUUUAAAAUCCUAAUCCAAAUUAUAUUAAAAAAUAUUAUAUUAAAAAAAAACAUACAAUUCUACUCGCUCUCAUUCCCUACAGGCCUGUCUCAGCAGUGUCCGAAACAGAAGAAAUGCAAUCCAAUUGUUUUCCUAUUGUUAUUUUUUCUAUAGGGUUUUCCAAUAGAACUCCAGACCGCGGGACAGAAAGGCGUUGAUCUAUUGAAUUCUGACUUUAAUCAUAAAUCAUUCUUCUCCUUACUUUUCAAAACACUAAAAACUAAGUCAGCGUUGCGUUUUCCAUGAUGGAUGUGGAUGUCAUUGUAGCAUGUAAACUGAAUAAAAAUCAUCCAAGCAACCGGUGAAAAGAAACGCUAAUCAGCCUUUAGUAGAAUUUUUGAAUAAAAAGAAGAAGAGAUUAGUGCAAUUUUAAAAUUAUAUUUUAGUGGCAAAACAAAGAGCUAACCUUCAGGCAAAAUGGCGCAGGCGAAGGCAGUUGCCAAGUUUUGGAUCACAACCACCGACCUGCUCGACCACGUGCUGAAGCACGAAAAACGAAUACAACUAGCGGAACCGACCAAGGACGGGCGGAUCGUGCAUCGCUUGGUGUCGGAUCUGUUCUGUCGUUAUGUUCAGCUGUGCCGCAGCCUGGAGCGCUGCUACGACCAAACGCUGCAAGUCCAGAAGCGAGCCGUCAUACAGCAACUGCUGGAGGCAGGGCAGGCGCGCAUGCUCGAGCUCAGGACGAAGCUGCAGGAGAUCGAGCUGAGCGAGUUCGUGUACGUGGACGGGGCGCUGCAGGAGCAGCAUCUAAUACCGGACGAUGUGCUAGCGGUACGUCCCUGCUACUUUCCCGCACGGCGACCCGACGAACUGCAAGCGCUGCUCGAUGCGCAAAAGCUGCCCCCGUUCAUCGAGCCGGGAAGUGAUGCGGAGGACGGGAGCUCCUCGGACGAAAGCGAACAACCGGAGGAAGAGCAGGUUCCCGUUGGAAAAGGCAUUAACCGGCCCGUCGUAAAGCGAGACCGUCGUAAGGAGCGACUGCAGGCCGCAUUGAACCUGAUCACGGCGCACGAACGGGCACGCCAGGCCCGGGUACGGCAAACGAACUUUCGGCUCCAUCCCGACCGCUACUAUCCGAAACCGAUCGACGAGGAGAUUGUGGAUGUGCCGUACGAGUUUUUCUACCGCCCCGGCCAGUUCAUGCUGUACCCGGUGAAGCGCACCGUCUACAACUGGGACUUUCGGAUGAAGAAGAAAGAUGUGGUCCACUUUGCGUACUACGCACCACCGGGCUGGGAGGAACAAACAGUUCGGGUAGCGUCCGUACGGUGGCCCGAUGCGAAGGAGCUGGCCCUGAAGCAGCAGGCCGAGGACGAUGCUGCGGCGGAGCUGGCCCAGGUCGAAGCGGCGAAGCGUCUCGAAGAGGCAUUGGAACGCAUCAGGCUGAACCGGGCCGCAGCAAAGAUACAACGCUAUUGGCGCAAAUUUAAUGCGCUAAAGGCGCAGAAAAAGCAUCGCUUUGAUAGAUCCAAAUUUUUGGGACUGUUUGAUGACUAUGAACCGAAGCUGGGGGAUGCGCUUGCCGUUGCGGAGGUGCGAGCGGCGCGCCGAGCCCGACAGCCCGAGUUCGAUCGUAGCUUUGUGGCGGCAAUCGCAGACGAAAAGGCACGCAUAUUGCGCAUCCGAGGUCCGGCCCUGCUCGAAGACAUUACCGACUUUGUGCGGGCUUGGUUUCGCGAGUGGUACGACGAGACGCUGGCGUUCGAUCUGAUCCCGGAACCGUUCCAGGGCGGCACGGUGUUGAUUGUGCGCGGCGAAACGCUUACGCCGCUGGAGUAUCUGGCGCUGGAGCGGCAGAAGCAGCUGGAUAAGCUGAAGACGCCCGAGCAGAAGAAAAAGGAAGCCGAUGCAAUGAAGGCGGCGAAGGAGCGCGAGCAGGAGAAGAAGCGGGAGGAGAAGGCACGGCUGAAGGAGCUGGCGCGGGAGAAACGGGCCAGGGAGAGGAAGGAGGGCAAGACGUAUGAUUUUACUGAGCCGGAGUUUAUGACCAAUGCGUACCUAACGCUGGAGGAAACACUCGCACGAUACCGCAAAGAUUGGGCCUUUGUCAACGAGCUAGACAAUCUGCAGGAUCUGCCCAUCAUGGAGUGGAUCACGUUGGACAAGUUUGCCGAGGUCCAUCAAGAACUGCACGCCGAAGUACACGAGCUGCUCAAAUCCGAACGGGAGCUCCUGCAGAUGGCGCUGUGUAAGGACGAGCGGAUGAAGUACAAACCACCGAAACCGAAAAAGCCUCCCCGUGCGAAAGGUGCCAAGGGGAAGAAACGCAAAGAGCCGAUCGAUCCGACAGCUGAUCUGUCCGUUGAAUCCAUCCUUAAUGAGUUGGUCGAGCGAAACGUACUAAAAACGUGUCGCAAGCGAACGUUUGAAGAUUACAUCGGUGACUUCAAUUACGCCGCCUUCGAGAGGCGCAAUCGGCUGGAGCAGGAUCCACCGCCGGGCAUGGGAGAGGUGAGAACGAUACUUCAAUCGUACCUGUACGGGAUGGGACCACUCGCUGCACCGAAACCGAAGUCCCUCUGUCUGGUAGGCCCACCGGGGUACGGGAAAACGUUACUCCUGGAAGCGAUCUGCAACGAAACGGGCUCCACCCUGUUCGACCUGAGCGUUGACACGUGUGGACCGAUCGAACCAAACAACAUGGCGUACUUUUUGCAGCUCGUACUACGCGCCGCCCGCCUGCUGCAACCCUCGGUACUGGCGACCGAGGGUGUUCAUCGUGCGUUCUACAAAAAAGUGCCCCAGUCAGAGCAACCGCUCGAUCCCGCCAAACUCGGCAAGCAUCUAUUCAAGCUGAUCGUUAAGCAGCUCAAACCGGAAGAUAAGGUACUGCUCGUCGGCACCUGCGAUCAGCCGUGGGUGGCGAAGGUAGGACCGCUGAAGAAAUGUUUCGACAAGAUCCUGCUGCUACCCCGACCGGACUAUGGCUCCACCGUACUGCUGUGGCAGUAUGCGCUGCGUCGCUUUCCAACCGUACCGCGCGAUUUGGACCUUUCCGCCCUGGCCAAGGUCACUACCGGCUACUCGGCAGGGCAGAUAUUGGAGUGCGCGCGGCAGGUGCUUAACAUCCGACGCCGCAUGCAGUUCGGCCGCAAGCCUUUGCAGGUGGGCGAGCUGUUGGACCACUUUCUUGCUGGGACCACUCCGCAGUACCCGAUCGCCGACAAGGAGUAUGAGAAGUUUGUCAAAUGGCACCGCAAGGUGGACAAGCUAGCGAAACAGCGGGCAAAGGUGAUGCGCGAGCGGCAACUGCUCGCCGAACAGAUGGCUGCGAAGGCCGCCGGAGCAAAGAAAUGAG